AGAAAUAUUACACCAGCCUGAGAGCGUGGGGAUCAGUUUAAAAGGACUGAAUUGUAUUUAGUCCCUUUCCUAUCGCUUAUCGUAUAGAGCAUCACGUGACCGAAACUGCGGGCUGAUUUUUUUGCGGAACAUUAACCUUGUGAAGGCAAUGUUUUUAUUGGGCACUGUCGAACCGGCAAUGGCGUUUGAUUUGCGGACCUUCGUUCUUUCGUCGCUGCUCUUUCGGCGUAACGCGCUCGAUUUAUAAUUCUAAAAUGACACACGAGUGAAUUCAUUCAAAAUUUGGAUUUCAAACUGUUCAUUCUAUACUCAACAUUCCAUGCUAUACCGACUUGACGGACAAUCAACAAUUGGACUGUUAACUUCCUGCCUGAUUUAAUUUUUUGCAGGAUUCGAAAUCAUGGCUAUUCAUUGGCGAACAACAUUUCUCAUUGCAUCAUUCAUUCUUCCAUUUUAUUUCUGCAAUGCUGAGCAACAGUUCAUUGAUAGCUUAGAUAUUUUGGAAUCUCUGUCGCAGAUAGCACUUUUGCGACAUCAUCCAACAUCUGCUUAUUCAAAUGCAAAUAUCUCGGAAAGCUUUUCUCUGUUGUUUGAAGACUUGCAUAAUCAAAAUCUGACAUAUGCUUUACCAAAUUUGAACUGUUCGUCUUUAUCGCAGUUCCCUUUGUUGCCGAAAAAUUUGUGCAAUGAUGGACAUUUGCUUAAGUGCAUGUCUGCAAGUGACAUGUUGGAGCUAGUUCCACAAUCAACAAAAACUGUAAGUGAAGCACUUGCAAGAUUAUGUCCAUUGCUGCUACUUCAGCUUCAUAAUAGUGCUUGUUCAGUACCUGUUUCUGAUCAGAUUACUAGUCUAAAACCUUCUAGUUUGGCAGUUUGGGGCUAUGGACUUCUUUUUGUCACAGUCAUAAGUUGUUGCUCAUUAGUUGGUGUCAUUAUUCUGCCACUUCUAAGUAAGAAUGUUUACCAAGUUGUCCUGAUGUUAUUUGAAGGAUUGGCUGUUGGAAGCUUAGUUGGAAGUUCAUUGUUUCAUCUCAUUCCUCAGACUUUCAAACUUGUUGGACAAGAUGAAGAGCAUAAUUAUUUAUGGAAGUCACUAUUAAUUUUUGGUGGAAUUUAUCUAUUUUAUCUGAGUGAAAGGUUCAUGAAAAUAAUUAUUGAUGUGAAAAAGGAAAGAAAAUUAAAGAAAUCUGGUUAUCAAAUCAAAGAAAACUCAAAUGAAUUUCUGAAAACUUUGCCCGAGACUAAUCAUACCAUUAUUGUUACAUCUGUGAAAGAGGAAAAAAAUGAAAACGGCAACUAUACCAAUGGUUCUUUGCCAAUACUCACUGCAGAGAGUUUUAACAAUCAAAAUAACUACAAGAUCAAUGAUGCCACAACUGAGCACAUGAUAGUAAAAUCAUAUCCUGUUGAAGCUGAGAUUGCUAAUUCUCAUCAUACUCAUCAUCAUGAACACACAAUCCAUUUUGAGAAAGGUAAAUCAACCAUUGCUACGGUGGCAUGGAUGAUUAUAUUUGGAGAUGGACUGCAUAAUUUCAUUGACGGAUUAUCUAUUGGAGCUGCCUUCUCGGAGAGCAUUCUUGCAGGUGUCAGUAUAUCGGUUGCUGUUAUCUGUGAAGAAUUUCCCCAUGAAUUAGGUGAUUUUGCUGUUCUUUUGGGUGCUGGGAUGACAAUGCGCCAAGCAUUACUUUACAAUUUCCUGUCUGCAAUCACAUGCUAUUUGGGACUUGUUUUGGGGAUUAUUCUUGGUGACUUAGCAGAAGGAGCUCCGUUUAUUUUUGCCUUAGCAGCUGGAAUGUUUUUGUAUAUAGCUCUUGUAGAUAUGAUGGGUGAGCUUGGUGAAGUUUUAGAAGAAGCUCGUCAGAAAGGGAUAAAACAACAACUGAAAGUGUUUUUUAUUCAGAACAUUGGCAUCAUACUUGGUGUAGCCAUUUUAUUUGUAAUGGCUCGAUAUCAGGAACAUUUCAAUUUUGAAAACUUAAGCACUUUUGCAUCUAGUCAAGAGGAAACAAUAGACGAUCGAGUGAAGCAACUCUAUUCAGGACUUCAAGAAGCAAAAAAUUUGCAAAGCGUUCUCACUAAUUAAUUAUUCAUAGAGAUCUUUUUUCCUAACCUCAGUUCCUUAACUGAAGUCAUUCUCAUAGUAAGCAAUUUUCGGUAAAUGAAAUUGCUGCUGUUAUAAUGCAUUUGGAUUUUAUGGGCUUGUAGAUAUUUUUAACUAUGAUGAUCUCUGUGACCUUUUUUAGGUGAUCAUAUUUUCCUAUUUUACUCAAAUGAUGUGUGUAUCUAAAUGAUCAGAUGAAUAUUUUUAAGGAAGGAAUCAUUUUAACUGCAACAGAAUUGAUGGGUUUAAAAUGUGGCUUCCAUGAAGAUAAUUAGAGCUUAAAUAAUAGCUGUUUGCUUUAUGAAUUAUCAUUUUAUUUAAAGAAAAUACGUAUUUUUAAGGUUGAAUAACAUUAUUUCAUAGCAGGGUUCCUUUAACUAUAGGUUAUAACAAAAAUAGGAUGUUAAAGUGACUUUCGCAUCGGCUUCAUUAUUUUUUUUAACAACUUAAGUUUAAAUGAUUACAAAAAUCAUUCUGACUUGUAGCAUUUCAUUCAAAUUUUUCUGAAUAGCUAUUUUAAAUUCAUUCUAUUUUAGGGUUUGAACAAAUUUUUAUAUGGAAAAUGGGAUUGUGAGAGAAAUAUUGUAAGGUCCUUUACAGCAGGGCUGAAUUUAAACUGAAAUAUCUGGUUUGUCUGUUGCAAUCAAAAGUGUUUGUGUUGGUAUAAAGUUUUAAUGAAUUAAAAGCUGGCAUUUUGAUUUUACUAUUUAAAGACAAUUGUUAUUUGUAGAACAAAGAAUUGUCAUUUCUGUAUCUUCUGCAAAUUUUUAAUGACUUUAUAUUAUAAAAACUAAACAAAACUUUACUUUUUGUGUCAAAUUUUCAAAUUUCUAGGUAAGAAAUGACAUUAACUUUCCUAUAACCUAUAUAAUUGUGUUUAAUGAUUUAUUUUUAUCACUUAUUGUAAAUAGUAUGUCUAUUGUUGUCUUUAAAAAGUAAAUGAAUAUUUUUUUAGUAUUCAUUUUAUGUAAUUAUGUUGUGCAAUUUUUAUGUAUUUCCUGAACUGUGAUUUAUUUUAUGUGCUCUAUUUAAGAGUUUUAUGCAUGUAGCUAUAUAUUGAUUGAUUGAUAAAUAUUUGAGAUUACAGAUUUUGGAAGAAUUGUGUAAAUUUACUUAUGAAUGCAGUACUAAGAUUAAAAUAUCAUUAAUCUAGUAUUCUGCAAUAUAUAAGUAAUUUUCCCUUUUACAAAUUUUUGGGUCCAGUCAUUUCUUAUUUAUGUUCUAGUAAAAUGAUUCUUACUAGAAGUCUUAAACAUUUAUCAUUUAAUAUUAAUUUUAAUUUUAUACAGCAAAUAAUAUUCAUAUAGAUAAAUUACUUUUUUUAAUGAUGGACUGUAUCUUAGAAUUUAACUUUGUUUUAUGAAAAAAUAUACAAUUACAUUAUCUUUAUUAAGUAACAUGCAGAAAACCAAAGAUGCUUUGUAACAAAUUUAUUGUUCACAUUGCAAAGAAAUAGCUUUAUUUUAAGAAUAUAUUUUUCUUAUAAAUGUAUGAGAUUUGUUAUGUUCCUUAUAUUCAAGAACUUUUGUUCUUUGAUAUUUUGAUUUUAGUUUUUGCUUUUAGUUUAUUUAGAUUUGGUAGUGAACUUAGCACACUUUAUAGUUUGAGUACAACUUAGUUUUUGUCUUUGCAUUUAGCUCUAACUUUUAUUUGUUAUUUUCUUUUGAUUAUUAAAUAUAUUUAAAUUAAUAUUUUCAAUGCUUUUUCUAUUUCAUCUGUAUAAUUUAUCUUUCAGUAAUAUCUUAUUUCAUAAUUUUUCAUUUUAAUCUUAACUCCAAAACAGCAUUCAAAUUUCUGUCAUAAAAUUUUUAAAAUGAAAUUUCAACCUAACAAUAAAAAAAAAUUCUUCAAAUGCUUGUCUAAUUCUAUUCAAAAAUUUGCUAUUUAAACAUGCACACUGUAAUGAUCAAACUGUAAAAUACUUGCUAAAAACCUUAUGGUUAAAGAACUUAUUUUUUUAUAAUUUUGUUAUAAAUAAAAAAAAAAUAGAAAUGUUUCACAAUCUUAAUUCAUUAUCAUAUAGCUAUAAUUGAUCAAUUUUUUCUACUAAUUCAUUUUUAUCAAUUUAUUUUAUGGAUUGCUCCAACCUGCUAUAAAUGAUAUUCAAAAUUAUCAGUUUGAAGCGAAAGCUGUUCUCCUAGCAGGUUAUAAUGGAAACAUUUUAAAAAUUAAAGUUAUUACUUUUACUCAAAGCAUUCAUGAUGCAGAAUCAUGAUGAAAAACAUAAUCAUUAAUUUUCUUGAUCAAACUGUUAACUGGUGUUUUUCUUUCUUUUAUGCAAAAAAAAAAAAAAAAUAGAAAUUUGUUUUUGAGGCCCAUUAUAGAUUUUCUCACUCAUUAACAAUAUUGCACUUUCAUCAGUAAUAAAUUGCUGUGAAUUGAAAUUUAAGUUUUUGACUUCUGUACUACCAAAUCAAUUAUAAAAUAUAUCCUGAUUCAGAAAAAUCUAUAAAAUGUUUAUGUAUCUCGUAUACUUUUUUGCAUUAAGUUAUAAAAAUUAUAAUCCAGUUUAUCAAUAAGCUUAUAAAUAAAAUCAUGUAAGGCAAAGGCUUACUAAUUAGUUGAUAUGAUUGAAGCUUAAUCCUCUGAUUCCACUUUUUUAAAAAGUCACAUUUUAGAUGCAACAUCUGCAAACAAUCAUAAUUGUAUUUUUAUUUUUUUUUAUCAAAGCCUACUAUUAUUAUGUGCUAGCCAAUUAGUAUGAUAUAGUUUAUAUAUAAUAAUAAGAUAAGGAUAAACAUAUUAGUUUAUGAAAAUCAUGGAAUUAGGAGUUGGAGGACUGUGAAAUUAUGAAAGUGUUUUAAAAUAAAGUAUGAUAAUCAUUAAUUUUAUAAAUUAUUUUUGGGAUUGUUAAGAUCUUUCAUAUUUUAUUACAUAAUCAUAAAAUUUAGAAUGCAUGUUUUUAUUUGGAGUAGUCUCCAUCAGAACUUGAUUAAUACAGGGUAUUGAGAAAAAAAAAAUAAACAUUAUCUGGCUGAAAUUAUAUACCUAUAAGAAAAUAUGUGGUUAUAUCAAAUUGUUUAAGUAGUUUUAUUUUACCUAAAGUAUUUGAAACUAUGACGUCACCUAAUUGUACAAAGUAUAGUGAAAAAUAUACAUUCUUUUGACAAUUUUAUGUAAAUUCAUAAGUUAUAAAAAUUGUGUUAUAGGUAUACCAUGUGUAUCUUCUAAGAUAUAUGCUAAUUUUGUACAUCUUCUUGACAAUUUUAUUUUAUAUAUGAAUGAAAAAUUAAAUCUCCCUUCAUUGAUAAUAAUUAGAUCAAAUUAACUAAAUGUAAAGAUACUAGAGUUGCUGUCUGAAAUAGUCUAAUUCUUUAUGUAUAAUUCUUUAGUCUAAUUCUUAAUAGUAUAAUUCUUUAAAAAAAGACUUAUAGCUAUGCAAAUGUUUUUCCUUGAGAUAAAAUUUACUCAAGAAUGAUUUACACUAAACCUUUCGUUUAAAUUUUCAUACAGCAUUGAUUCAAAGUUAAUUUUAUGGACUAAUUGUUUAUGAUUACUGAAUGUUAUAAGCUUUGUAAAGAUCAAAGUUUUUUUUUUUUUUUUUUAAUCUUCUAAAAAUUUACAGAAAUUAUUAUAUAGAUAUAGUGAGAGGGAAAGAUGUCUUUUAUUUAUUCAAUUUUUUAUAAAUAUUAGUGUGAUUAAAACUAAAUGAAUUAUUUGUUUCCAUUUAAUAAAUUUAGUUAAUAAAGCAUGAUCUUAAUACAUUAUAUUAAUUACUUUUUAAAAAAAAUUGUAACUGUGAUAUCUAGAGCUAAAUACUAUGUCAGGAAGAUUUAAACCACUUGUGUAUUUAUUUGCACCUAUAAUUAAAUGACUUUUCUUAAUCAUUAAAAAGUAUUUCAGGGAAAGAGUGAAUUGGAUAAUUCACUGCCUAUAAUCAAUUAAUAAUUGCAUUUUUUUUAACUUAAAAAUGUUCUCUGAAUAAAAUAUGUUAUUUUCUAUCAAAAUACUCCAUACAUAUAUAUUCUGUGGAAUACAUACUCUGAAUUUUAGUGUUGAGACACAUUUGUAUACUGCAUAUCUUCACAUUGUUAUAGUGUGAAAAUCGUGUAAUUGUCGUAGAGGCUCUAGUUUUAAUCGUUAAUUGUGACUCAGAAUUACUCUUGCAUGUUAUAGCAAUUAGUGUAGAUGAGAAUUGGGUGUAAUUUUUUGCAAAUUAAAUGUACUCAAUCAUGUAUUGUGAGUUUAUUAAUAUCAGAAUAUGGAACUAUAAUCAUGCUUCAUAUUUUUAACUAUGUUUAAUGGAAAUGAUAUGAAAUUAAAUUGAAUUUUCAUUUUUCGGUGGUAAAAGAAUUUUACUUUAAAGGUCUCAUUUAAAAAAAUAUCCAAAUCUUAUUUUGAUUUUUGCGCUGGUUUUCCACCCUAUUUUACUAUCAAUGCAUGUAGCAAAAUAGCUGACUUAUUCCUUUGGCUGAAAUGUAUAAUUCCUUUGACUGUAAAUGCUUCCAAAUUUAGUCAUUAGCUUUGUCAUCCAAUUUAAGUUCGAGUUACCAUAUUCGGUAUUAAUGAAACAAUUUUAUAUUUUUAUACUAUAUUGAUUUAACCACUUGAUUAUCAUAUGAAAUGUAAUUAAUAAGUAUGCUCAGCAUUCUCAGUAAAAAGAAUCCAUUAAUUUUACAAGUUUUUAAUUAAUAAUUAAUGUUAUGUAUAAUUUCCUUGCUAUAGUAUAAAAUUUAUGUUUAUUUUUGAAGUAUUGACUUGUAUAUAAUAUUUCAUUUUAUCAGUGUUUUUUAAUUUUUAUCAAAUGUAAAUUUAUUCAGUAAAUGCACAUUUAACUUUAUUAAGCAAAUAUAAUUACAAAAUUAUGUCAAGGUUAUAUUAUUUAUG
Messenger RNA from Argiope bruennichi, 6928 nucleotides. RefSeq names its product metal cation symporter ZIP14-like. NCBI's taxonomy places the organism in Eukaryota, Metazoa, Arthropoda, Arachnida, Araneae, Araneidae. Bases 401 to 2083 code for a protein of 560 amino acids. Gene Ontology annotation, molecular function: zinc ion transmembrane transporter activity. Gene Ontology annotation, cellular component: membrane. The record is from RefSeq and is a predicted model, not a curated record. The transcript is spliced from 9 exons. Gene Ontology annotation, biological process: intracellular zinc ion homeostasis; zinc ion import across plasma membrane.